AUGCGCCUGCGGUUGAAGGCGGUUCGCCGCAUUGGUGUGCUAUCGGUUGUGCGCGGCUGGGGGCGGGACAGCGGCCCGGAACGGGGCCAAAGGGUGGCCCGGCGGGGUGUUCGGGGGCGCGCUGCAGUGCCCUCGUUUGUUAAAACGGCGCAUUCCGAUCAACCCCUCAUCCGCCGUGCUUUCCGGCCCGGGCCCCGUAUUCCGCGCAGCCCCGCGUUAGGGCGGUCAUUGCCGCCAGCCCCUUCUAUAGUAGGCCGCCUGAAACCCUGGCCGGGGCGGUGUCCGCCUGCUUUUCUGCGGUGGGCGUGCUGA
Messenger RNA from Trypanosoma grayi, 312 nucleotides. RefSeq lists its product as hypothetical. NCBI's taxonomy places the organism in Eukaryota, Euglenozoa, Kinetoplastea, Trypanosomatida, Trypanosomatidae. The transcript has a single exon. The record is from RefSeq and is a predicted model, not a curated record. The coding region runs from base 1 to 312 and encodes 103 amino acids.